Lotus japonicus is the source of this 2740-nucleotide messenger RNA. RefSeq names its product receptor-like protein 4. Bases 283 to 2178 code for a protein of 631 amino acids. The record is from RefSeq and is a predicted model, not a curated record. Gene Ontology annotation, molecular function: protein binding. Lineage: Eukaryota; Viridiplantae; Streptophyta; Magnoliopsida; Fabales; Fabaceae. The transcript is spliced from 9 exons.
CCUCCACCUCCACCUCCAACUAGAAGAAGACAAAGCAAGCUAGCUGCUGCUGCAGCUUGACUAGCACCGCAUAAAGCAAACCACAAUUCACUUCACAAAACUCCCAAAAAACAAAACUAGAUCCCCAAAUCUAUCACUCAUUCACCUCCUUCAUUCUUCUUCUCCCAACCCCACACCACACCACAACACAAACAAACAAACAAAACUCAACACACACAAACAACACCUCUUCCAACUUGCAUUUCCCUCAAACCCAUCACCAUUCAUCACUGCAAAGUAGCAAUGUCUUUCCCCCUCUUCCUCUUCUUCUCAAUCAUCACUCUUUCCACAGCUCUUCCUCCUCAACCAUACUCUUACCCACACGGUCUCUCUUACCACAUCGACUGUGGAAGCCCAACAAACACCACCGACUCCUUCAACACCACAUGGCUCUCCGACCGCUACUUCACCGGCGGCGCCACCGGCAUCGUCUCCGAGCCUCUCCACUUCCACCACAACCACGAGAAGACUCUCCGCUUCUUCCCAAUCUCCUCCGGCAAGAAGAAUUGCUACGCCAUCCCCUCCCUCCCUCCCUCCCGCUACCUCUUCCGCACCUUCAUCGUCUACGACAACUACGACGGCAAGUCUCACCCUCCCUCCUUCGACGUCUCCGUCCGCGGCACCGUCGUCUUCUCCUGGCGCUCCCCUUGGCCACAGUCGCUCUCCCGUAACGGCGCAUACUCCGACCUCUUCGCGGUUGUUGAAGGCCAAGCCCUAAUCUGCUUCUACAGCUUCGCCACCGAUCCUCCGGUUGUGUCUUCUCUCGAGCUCUUCGCCGUCGAUCCGUUGUCGUAUGACUCCGCUGCGAUCGGAAGCAACGAAACCAUACUCGUGAACUAUGGAAGGUUGAGCUGCGGCUCGGAGCAGUGGGGGCCGGGGUUCACCGCUGACGCCGACCGAUUCGGCCGGUCGUGGCAGUCCGAUAAGGAGUUCCGAACCGGGAAGGACAGGGUUGUGACGGUGUCGACGAGGGAGAGCAUUGCUGGGACUGAUCAGAAGCCGAAUUACUUCCCGGAGAAAUUGUACAAGACGGCGUUGACGACGGCGGAGACUGCGGAGGAAGGUGGUGGUGUUUUGGAGUAUGAACUGGGUGUCGAUGCGAAGCUGGAUUAUCUGGUGUGGCUGCAUUUUGCUGAGAUUGAAGGGAAGGUGAAGAGGGCAGGGGAGAGGGUGUUUGAUGUGUUCAUCAAUGGCGAUAACUUGACUAGGGUGGAUAUAUACAAGCAGGUUGGGGGGUUUGCGGCGUUUAGCUGGCAUCGGACGGUGAAGAAUUUGAGUAGCAGUGUGAUGAGUGUGAAGCUUGUUGGGGUUGUGGGUGCGCCUCUCAUUUCUGGGAUCGAGAAUUAUGCUCUGGUUCCUGGUGAUCCUUCCACUGUUCCUCAACAAGUGAUUGCCAUGAAAGGGUUGAAAGAUUCACUCCGGGUUCCUGAAAGAAUGGGUUGGAAUGGUGAUCCUUGUGCUCCUACUAAUUGGGAUGCUUGGGAGGGAGUUACCUGCCGAAUGAGUAAGGAUAAUACUGCUCUGGUGAUUAGUCAAAUAGAUCUGGGCAGUCAAGGCUUGAAAGGUCUCAUAAGCGAUCAGAUUAGUCUUUUGUCAGACUUGGUAAGCCUGAACUUGAGUUCUAAUUUGCUGGUGGGUGAAAUACCUUCUGGACUAGGUCAAAAAUCCCUGACACACCUGGACUUGUCCAACAAUCAAUUAACAGGCUCCAUACCAGAUAGUAUAGCCUCUUCAAGUUUGCAGCUUGCGCUAUUGAAUGGUAACUUAUUGGAAGGACGAGUGCCAGAGCAACUUUAUUCGAUCGGUGUGCAUGGUGGUGCUAUUGAUCUCUCUGGAAACAAAGGUUUGUGCGGUGUGCCAUCCCUGCCAGCUUGUCCUAUGUUUUGGGAGAAUGGCAAAUUAUCUACUGGGGGUAAAAUUGCAAUAGGCGUGUCAUGUCUUCUUGUUUUCUGUGUCAUACUGCUGCUGGUUUAUAUCUAUAUCAGAAGGAGAAACAAUGAUUAUGACUUCGCUCUGCCUCAUGAAUUAACAUCAUUAGCUGCCAAGAGAAACCGAUAUCAGAGGCAGAAAUCCUUAAUGGUUCUUGAAAUGGAGAGUCAACACGCCAAGGGACUACCUUCACAUUUUACCACCCAGUAACCUUGUAAAUGGACGUGGUAAUGGAAAUUAUUUUUCAAACAUACACUGACACCGACACAUGCAGCUUAGAGAAAGGGUUUGAAAGUGUUGCAGCACCAAUUCUAGACCAUGAUGUGAAACACUUCCGCUUUAGUGGAAAAUGGCUUCUGGGGUUCAUCUUUCCCAUACAACUGUCUCGUCAAUGAUUCUUGAAGCCACUUAUUACCAUGCAUGCCCUUUAUCACAAUGGUUAUUGUCCCAUCAAACAAAUCAUACACCCUAUAAUGUCAAUACUUAGCCGCAACUUUUGCUGAAUAUGUGACAUUCAUUUUUGUGAAAUUUAGCCACAUGUUAGUGUCCAACUACAUCAAUUCCACUUGACUUUUUUUAACAUUGUACACUGAUUUAUGUAGCUACAGAGCCGUGAUUGGACUUCAUUGUAAAUGUACUUCCAAAACUUCAAUUCGCUUGUAGUUUGUACGAAGUAAAGCAUGACAGAAAAAUUCCACACUUCAGAAUAAUCCUUUCUAUCUUUUGUUCCAUAUACAAAUUAUAAAUCUAUAAGUUUUUUGGAGUUUCUCUA